AUGCAAAUUGCCAUCAUACAGGCAGCAGACUUUGUGAAAAUUAAUAUUUGUGUAAUUCUCAAAACAUUUGGCCACGACUGUAUGUGUGUGUGUGUGUAUGUGUUGACUGUAAUUGUUAGGUUGGUAAUAGGGGAAAGGUUGACUGUAAUUGUUAGGUUGGUAAUAGGGGAAAGGUUGGCUGUAAUUGUUAGGUUGGUAAUAGGGGAAAGGUUGACUGUAAUUGUUAGGUUGGUAAUAGGGGAAAGGUUGACUGUAAUUGUUAGGUUGGUAAUAGGGGAAAGGUUGACUGUAAUUGUUAGGUUGGUAAAAGGGAAAAGGUUGACUUUAAUUGUUAGGUUGGUAAUAGGGGAAAGGUUGACUGUAAUUGUUAGGUUGGUAAUAGGGGAAAGGUUGACUGUAAAUGUUAGGUUGGUAAUGGGGGAAAGGUUGACUGUUAUUGUUAGGUUGGUAAUGGGGGAAAGGUUGACUGUAAUUGUUAGGUUGGUAAAAGGGAAAAGGUUGAAUGUAAUUGUUAGGUUGGUAAUAGGGGAAAGGUUGACUGUAAAUGUUAGGUUGGUAAUGGGGGAAAGGUUGACUGUUAUUGUUAGGUUGGUAAUGGGGGAAAGGUUGACUGUAAUUGUUAGGUUGGUAAUAGGGAAAAGGUUGACUGUAAUUGUUAGGUUGGUAAUAGGGGAAAGGUUCACUGUAAAUGUUAGGUUGGUAAUGGGGGAAAGGUUGACUGUAAUUGUUAGGUUGGUAAAAGGGAAAAGGUUGACUUUAAUUGUUAGGUUGGUAAAAGGGGAAAGGUUGACUGUUAUUGUUAGGUUGGUAAUAGGGGAAAGGUUGACUGUAAAUGUUAGGUUGGUAAUGGGGGAAAGGUUGACUGUUAUUGUUAGGUUGGUAAUGGGGGAAAGGUUGACUGUAAUUGUUAUAGGGAAAAGGUUGACUGUAAUUGUUAGGUUGGUAAUAGGGGAAAGGUUGACUGUAAUUGUUAGGUUGACUGUAAUUGUUAGGUUGGUAAUAGGGGAAAGGUUGACUGUAAUUGUUAGGUUGGUAAUAGGGAAAAGGUUGACUGUAAUUGUUAGGUUGGUAAUAGGGGAAAGGUUGACUGUAAUUGUUAGGUUGACUGUAAUUGUUAGGUUGGUAAUAGGGGAAAGGUUGACUGUAAAUGUUAGGUUGGUAAUAGGGAAAAGGUUGACUGUAAUUGUUAGGUUGGUAAUAGGGGAAAGGUUGACUGUAAUUGUUAGGUUGACUGUAAUUGUUAGGUUGGUAAUAGGGGAAAGGUUGACUGUAAUUGUUAGGUUGGUAAUAGGGGAAAGGUUGACUGUAAUUUUUAGGUUGGUAAUAGGGGAAAGGUUGACUGUAAUUGUUAGGUUGGUAAUAGGGGAAAGGUUGACUGUAAUUGUUAGGUUGGUAAAAGGGGAAAGAUUGACUGUAAUUGUUAGGUUGGUAAAAGGGGAAAGGUUGACUGUAAUUGUUAGGUUGGUAAUAAGGGAAAGGUUGACUGUAAUUGUUAGGUUGGUAAUAGGGGAAAGGUUGACUGUAUUUGUUAGGUUGGUAAAAGGGAAAAGGUUGACUUUAAUUGUUAGGUUGGUAAUAGGGGAAAGGUUGACUGUAAUUGUUAGGUUGGUAAUAGGGGAAAGGUUGACUGUAAAUGUUAGGUUGGUAAUGGGGGAAAGGUUGACUGUUAUUGUUAGGUUGGUAAUGGGGGAAAGGUUGACUGUAAUUGUUAGGUUGGUAAUAGGGAAAAGGUUGACUGUAAUUGUUAGGUUGGUAAUAGGGGAAAGGUUGACUGUAAUUGUUAGGUUGGUAAUAGGGGAAAGGUUGACUGUAAUUGUUAGGUUGGUAAUAGGGAAAAGGUUGACUGUAAUUGUUAGGUUGGUAAUAGGGGAAAGGUUGACUGUAAUUGUUAGGUUGACUGUAAUUGUUAGGUUGGUAAUAGGGGAAAGGUUGACUGUAAUUGUUAGGUUGGUAAUAGGGGAAAGGUUGACUGUAAUUGUUAGGUUGGUAAUAGGGGAAAGGUUGACUGUAAUUGUUAGGUUGGUAAAAGGGGAAAGGUUGACUGUAAUUGUUAGGUUGGUAAUAGGGGAAAGGUUGACUGUAAUUGUUAGGUUGGUAAAAGGGGAAAGGUUGACUGUAAUUGUUAGGUUGGUAAUAGGGGAAAGGUUGACUGUAAUUGCUAGGUUGGUAAAAGGGGAAAGGUUGACUGUAAAUGUUAGGUUGGUAAUGGGGGAAAGGUUGACUGUUAUUGUUAGGUUGGUAAUAGGGGAAAGGUUGAGUGUAAUUGUUAGGUUGGUAAAAGGGGAAAGGUUGACUGUAAUUGUUAGGUUAGGUUGGUAAAAGGGGAAAGGUUGACUGUAAUUGUUAGGUUGGUAAUAGGGGAAAGGUUGAGUGUAAUUGUUAGGUUGGUAAAAGGGGAAAGGUUGACUGUAAUUGUUAGGUUAGGUUGGUAAAAGGGGAAAGGUUGACUGUAAUUGUUAGGUUGGUAAUAGGGGAAAGGUUGACUGUAAUUGUUAGGUUGGUAAAAGGGGAAAGGUUGACUGUAAUUGUUAGGUUGGUAAUAGGGGAAAGGUUGAGUGUAAUUGUUAGGUUGGUAAAAGGGGAAAGGUUGACUGUAAUUGUUAGGUUGGUAAUAGGGGAAAGGUUGACUGUAAUUGUUAGGUUGGUAAUAGGGGAAAGGUUGACUGUAAUUGCUAGGUUGGUAAAAGGGGAAAGGUUGACUGUAAAUGUUAGGUUGGUAAUGGGGGAAAGGUUGACUGUUAUUGUUAGGUUGGUAAUAGGGGAAAGGUUGAGUGUAAUUGUUAGGUUGGUAAAAGGGGAAAGGUUGACUGUAAUUGUUAGGUUAGGUUGGUAAAAGGGGAAAGGUUGACUGUAAUUGUUAGGUUGGUAAUAGGGGAAAGGUUGAGUGUAAUUGUUAGGUUGGUAAAAGGGGAAAGGUUGACUGUAAUUGUUAGGUUGGUAAUAGGGGAAAGGUUGACUGUAAUUGUUAGGUUGGUAAUAGGGGAAAGGUUGACUGUAAUUGUUAGGUUGGUAAUGGGGGAAAGGUUGACUGUAAUUGUUAGGUUGGUAAUAGGGGAAAGGUUGACUGUAAUU
Molecule: messenger RNA, 3072 nt
Organism: Oncorhynchus keta (chum salmon)
Lineage: Eukaryota; Metazoa; Chordata; Actinopteri; Salmoniformes; Salmonidae
Exons: 5
Coding region: 1-2319 (772 amino acids)
Source: RefSeq, a predicted model, not a curated record